AUGGACCAACUGACUAGCCUCACAGUGUGGGAUGUGAAAGAUGUCUUCAAUAAAGUUAAAAAUGCAGUGAUGAAUUAUACCGAGAUGGAGGCUAAAGUGCGCGAGGCUACGAAUAACGAACCUUGGGGUGCCAGCAGUACCUUAAUGUUGGAGAUUGCCCAGGCAACUUACAACUAUCAGUAUUUCAACGAAGUUAUGCCUACUAUUUAUAAGCGAUUCACAGAGAAAGAAGCUCGACAAUGGCGCCAAAUCUACAAGGCACUGGUGUUACUGGAAUUUCUCGUCAAAAAUGGAUCAGAACGUGUUGUUGAUGACGCUCGCGCUCAUAUGGCGACUAUUAAGAUUAUGCGUGAUUUCACAUACAUCGAUGAAAAAGGCAAAGAUCAAGGAAUUAAUGUACGCAACCGGGCAAAAGAACUCGCCGAGCUCCUUUCUGAAGUCGACAGAAUUCGUGCAGAACGGAAAAAGGCCCGUGCGAACAGGCAGAAAUACACUAGUGUCAGUUCUGAUUCGCUUGGAUAUACCGGUGGAUUUGGCGGCUCUUCAUCGCGAUAUGGCGGAUAUGGGAACGAUUCGUAUUCGUCGUAUAGUGAGUAUAUUGUAGAACUGAGUUGGAGUUUUGUGAAUAAUGAGAGAAAGGGAGAAUACGAUGACCGAUCUAUGUCCUCUUCUCGCUCACGUUAUGAUGAUUACGAUUCACCUUCAAAUCCCAGUCGCUCCUCAUCUGGAAGUGACCGUCGGUCGUCUCGUAUAACCUCUAUGCACUCGCGUUCGAGCUCACUCGCUGAAGUGGCCGAUAACGAUACUCUUGCUACAACUUCGAGCAAGAAGGUGGAACCGGUAUUGGUUAGCUUUGGGGACAAGGAUUCAGUUGAAGUUAAAGGAACGAAGAGCACAACUGGACAUAAACCGAAUGUGUCAAUUGACGACGACUUUGAUGACUUCCAAUCUGCUACCACAAUUCCAUCUACUACAUCCACACGAAAGUCUGUUCUUUCUCCAUCUCUCGUUUCCACAAAUACGACAACAACGGUUACACCCGCAAAAGACCUCAUUGAUGACAUCCUCAGUGGCCCGAUAAUUCCUUCGGGCGGUUCGAAUAACACGCGUGUGGGCAUUGGUAUCGCAAAUAAUAAUUUUACCAAUAAUCCUAGCAGUAACAUUACUCCCUUAAAUGGCGCUUUCGGAACAAAACCCCUAAUUCCAGUAAAUACUAGUACGCCUCCUCAUGUCGCAAAUAAUUUCAACUCUAUCAAAGUCAGUGGAACGCAAGCCAAUUCCUCUUCAUCUUUCCAAAAACUAAAAUCAGACGAUAUCUGGGUCCAAGCAUCAAACCUAGUCAGUCUUGACUCGCUAUCUCUGAAAGACACUCCAACGACGAAUAAAUCUACUGCUCCAUCCAUGAACUCGCUCGCGAUGGCUAAUGCGAAUAACAUUUCACUCAGUGGAACUUGGGGGACAGGAAGAGGAAGUGGGUUGGGGAGUGGAUCGACAAUGCAAAUGGAUAGUGGAGCCAAGGGAAAGUCACAGAGUUCUGCAGAUCCUUUUGAUUUGUUAUAA
Molecule: messenger RNA, 1560 nt
Organism: Paraglomus brasilianum
Lineage: Eukaryota; Fungi; Glomeromycota; Glomeromycetes; Paraglomerales; Paraglomeraceae
Source: the annotation of a GenBank genome assembly